Molecule: messenger RNA, 1329 nt
Organism: Pseudozyma flocculosa PF-1
Lineage: Eukaryota; Fungi; Basidiomycota; Ustilaginomycetes; Ustilaginales; Ustilaginaceae
Exons: 1
Coding region: 1-1329 (442 amino acids)
Source: RefSeq, a predicted model, not a curated record
AUGACGGACGCAGGGCAGACGUACGCCUCGCCGUCGUCCAUGAUGGACAUCCGCAUCGUCGCCGCCACGCCCCAGCAGGAGGUGAUGGCCAACCUGCGCGAAGGCGCAGAGUGGCACGGCCCGCUCAUGACGCCCCGCCAGUACCUCGAGCGAGAGGCGCACCUCGUCGACUCGGCCCUCUCCCGCGACGGCCGCCGUCAGAAGUGGGUCAUGGUGCCCCCCACGGCCGAGCCGGGCACGCUCGACUUUCUCGCCUCGUGCGAGACGCACCGCCGGCCCAUGCUCGUCCUCAAGCCCGGCCACUCGGAGCCCUGCCGCGCCGUCGUCUACUCGAUCUGCUCGGUCGUCGUGCCCCCGGACAAGCGCAAGAGGGGGUACGCAAGCCUCAUGAUGACCCUGCUCCACCAGCACCUCUCGAGCACCGGCAGGGUCCCCUUUCCCACCUUCGGAGAGCAGGUCUCGGGCCAGGACGGCCCCACGACGGCCUGGGAGCAGGAUCCGGCUCUGCUCGACGCGCGGCAUGACGGCGACAGCAGCAGCGCGGGAGACGCAACCGCCUCGUUCCUCUACUCGGACAUCGGCGACUUUUACGAGGCCUUUGAGUGGAAGCGCGCCGAGUCGCGCCACGUCGAGUGGCAGGUGCAGGACGGGGCGGCGGGCGGGACCUCUUCGUCGUCGUCGCCGGCGGCGGUCGCGCCGCGCUGGCUCACGGCCGACGAGCUGGUCGACAUCGCCCAGCUGGACCGGAAGCUGCUGCUGCGCACGUUCGCACGCGCCGCAGAGACAAUCGGCAGCCAGGGGCAAAAGAUCCGCUUCGCCAUCGACGAUCCCGAGGCGCGCGCGUGGCGGUGGCGCAUCGAGCGAGACAACUUUACCGCUCGCUUCGCCGACCCGCCGCUCGCAAAUCGGCCGACGCGGUACGGCGUCAUCCUCGGCGGCGGCGACGGCGGUGGCACCGCAGACGGGCCGGCCUAUGCAGCAUGGACGUACGACGCCGCGCAUCGGCAGCUCAAGCUGCUGCGGCUGCAGUUCGAGACGGCAGCCCAGUUUCGCACGCUCGUCGACUUGCUCAAGGGUGAGGCGCAGCAGCACGGGAUGCGCAGCAUCGAGGCGUGGAACGUCGACCUGGCCAAGCUGGGCAUCGCCAUCGACCAGCCGACGCAGGCCCGGCUUUGGAAGGGAGAAAAGGUGGCGUUCGAACGCGAGCUGGCGGGCGGCGAGCUCGUCGAGCGCGACGACGUGCACCUCCCCUCGGUCGCCUGGUACGGCGAGAGGCGCGGCGGGCAGCACGUCGAGUGGCUGCUCAACGAGUACGGGUGGUACAUCUAG